GGUAUAUAAAUUAUCACAGCUGUUCUGUCUGCAUUCGCUUGAAACAAGAACAUUUCUCUUCCUUAUUUCUGAACCUGUCUUCUAAUAUCAUUAUCUGAAAGCCAAAUCUACGCUCAUCUGCUUUGUCUGGGCAUGCUGAGCCGAACACCAGAUUUAUUCAUUCAGAUAAGCAAAUUCAUAUAUAAACAUUGCCACUCCACUCCUGCCUAUUUCAAAAAUGGCAUCUACAAAAGUGGAUCUCACCUCUCCCGAACCCUACAUCACUCCCGCUGAGAUCUACAGCGGUACCUCAUUCAACAUUGGCGACAAUUCCAGCCCAAAUUCUCCGACAUCCGCCCCACCAAUAACUCUCCGCAUCGCAACUGGAGGAGCUGGUCAAUCCGGACUUAUUCGCGCUCUUGCCAAUAAGUUCAUAGAGUUCGAGAUAGACACAACAGGUUGCCCACGGUUCAGCAUCGCGUGGUUAUUAUCAGAUACGUCUGCAAGUUUCAACUAUUUGGGAAGUAGAGCGGCGGAUUGUAGCAUCACUUAUCAUAAAACUGCGGAGGAGAUAGCUUUAAAGCAGGGGAUUGCUGAGAGGAGGAAUUAUGCUUGGAGAGAUCACUGGUUGCUUGUUGGUAGGUUGUUUGCUGAUUAUGUGUGGCUGCUAUACUUGUGGUCCCGUUUUGAUGAUAACAUCCAACUUUCUUUUGAAAUGGUCCACUCCGCUCUGAUAAUUUCUAGGACCGAGACAGAAUCCUGCAGGUCUUCCACUUGAUGGUACAGCGGACUCUACAAUAUUUGAUCUAUUCAGCCAGUUAUUUAUGGCUUGUGUUGAAAAUCCAAAUAUUAGAUUCUUGUCCCGAUACGAUAAAUCGGCCGCCAAUAUUAAAGAAUCUUCUAUUUGGACAGCUAUCGGUCAAACUCCUUGGGCACACCCAUAUUCAAGUUGGUAUCAUCGCUACAUAGAGUUUCCAUUUGCUGCUUUGAGAGCUGCAUGUGCGCUAGGCGAGUACACACUUACGGAUAAGGGUACAUGGUUAAGUAUUGAAGAAGAGAUUAGAGACAAGAUGAGUGUUUUUAAAGCGAGCACAGAUGCCCCAGAUGAUCCAUUAUUGAAUCCUGCGCAUAUCUUAGUAGGCACGAGAGGGAAAAACAUAGCCAUGGCUCACAAAUUUGCAGAUUGGAUGAUAGCAAGAGAUGGUGGACAGAAGGUUAUUGAGGAGUUUGAAGUGAAUGGUGCUAUCUUGUACACUGGUGCACCAAACUCUUAGGAAAGCAAAUGGAAUGAUUCAGGUCCCUUCUUGAGUUCCUUCGUUAAAACUACCCGAAUGAUUUGAUUUGGAGCACCCAAAAAAGAAUUGAUGCUUUGGUCCAAGGUUCAAGGGACUUGGGAAACGUAAAGACUUCAAGUGCUUCGCCAAGUACAAUGUUAUUGAAGAAAUAUAAAUUUGCA
Botrytis cinerea B05.10 is the source of this 1435-nucleotide messenger RNA. RefSeq lists its product as hypothetical. The transcript has 2 exons. The record is from RefSeq and is a predicted model, not a curated record. NCBI's taxonomy places the organism in Eukaryota, Fungi, Ascomycota, Leotiomycetes, Helotiales, Sclerotiniaceae. The coding region runs from base 218 to 757 and encodes 179 amino acids.